UUUCGCUGUAAGCUGUUUUAUAACAGCUAUGGAUAGGUAAACCUGCUGUAUUCUCGAUGAAAUGCACAGAGUAGACUGAACACAGUUAUUAAUGGAGCAUAUUAGAUCUAUUUCACCUCUCCUGCAUUUGGAUUUAAAUAAUUUCAGCUCUCCUGAAGCUGAAGACAGCAGAUAUGUUCUGACAAGUCCACGUUCACUUGAAUGCUGUGCAAGAUUGGGAGUGAAACCCGUUGAUCUGUUGCUCAGAUCCCUCACAGACUUCAUUGAUGAGAACCAGGAGUCCUCUCUGGAGGAGGUGACUGCGUUAUAUGAGGAGUACGAGAAAGGAAGAAGAGAACGACUGCGCUUGUGUCGAGAGGAGAGAGAGCGGAUCAUACAAGAGGGCUGGAAUAGAAAGUCGUCUGUAAAAGCAUUCACAGCCCUGGAAACCGUCCUGGAGCAAAGAGCUGAGAGUCAACGCACCGAUUCCAAAGCCAAGUGUCCAACUAAGACACGGUUCACAGACGACCGUGUUCAUUCAAAGUCUGCGAUUUCCAUUUCAGAUGGGUUUCCGACCACAUGCGGUCAGAAGUUCCCCUACAGUUUCAGUCUGGCCGACCUCAGACGUUCUCCUGCGACGGAGCGUCGGCUGAAGAGCCUCUCGCAGGAGAUCAGUCGCAAACUACGCAUCGCCGUCCCAGAAAAAGACCGAAAGAUUGUUGCAUUGAUGCUGGCCAGGCACGAAGAGGAGCAGUUUCGCUUACGCCAGAGCAUGUUUGAGGAGCAACAUCACGAGGAGGAGCAGAGGCGCGAGGAGGCACGGCGAGCUCACAUGGAGCAAAAGCGACGAAAAGAACUUCUGCGACAUAUUCGCCGCUGGCAGGAGGACUUGGAGGAGCAGAGGAGGCGGAGAGAGGAAGAGGAGGCCAUGUUUGCGGAGCAGCGUGAGCGGGAGACGCUUUGGCAGGAGGAGCGCUGGAGGAGGCACGCCGAGGAGCAACAAGCUCGGCGAAGGUUCAAGCUUGAUGUGGCGAGCAGGGAUGCAAAAGAGCGCAAACGCUACCAAGAGAGGCUCCUGCAGGAGAAGGAGCACAUUGAGGAGGCGCAGCGAGAGAAGGAGCUGAAGGCGGUGCAUGAAAAAGAACAACACGCAAUGAGGAGCAAGCGAAUGCAGGAGAAGAGAGAAAGGAGGAGACUCAAGCAAGAGAACCAGAGGGAGCAACUCAAGCACCUCCUCCUAAAAAAGGAGGUCGAGGAGCAGGAGCGUGCAGAGAAGGAGCUCAAGCGAAAAGGACUGGAGCAGAAGCUGCAACGCUCCAAGGAGAACCACGCGCUGCUUCUAGAGGCGCGGGUGCAGGAAAUGCGAUCACGUGCCGCGAAGGAGGAGCAGAAGAUGCGGAUUGCGCAGCAGCAGGCGAGGAGGGAGAACAGGGAUCGGUUGGAGCAGAAGCAAACGUUGGUGCAGCGUUGCCAGCUGCGGAUGGAGCGUGCAGUGCUGCAGGUGCAGGAGCAGCGGCGUCGCAGAGCUCAACUCGUCAGGCGAGAAAACCAGGAGAAGAAACUCGGCCAUCGCAGACUACAAGACCGAGUCCUGGAGGAGGAGAAAGCGCAACGGGAGGAGAGAUGCAAGGUCGUGACGCAGAAGGAACAGCGCUGGGAGAAGCUGCAGAAAGAGAGGGCCGAGGCCCAGGAGAGGAGCCGGAAGGUGGCUCACGCCUCCUGCUACAUGCGGGAGAGGGUGAGGGAGCAGACGUCCCGUCGCACCUUCCACCAGAUGGCACGAGAAGCAGAGCUGACCGCUCAACUGGGCCACCUGAAACUAUGAAUAGGGUAGAGCUAAAAAAAGAAUCAUUAUAAUAGUAUUAAUGGAGCCAAACAAAAGUCAGGAGUAUAAAACUACUUCAU
This is a messenger RNA of Sinocyclocheilus grahami, 1884 nucleotides long. RefSeq names its product coiled-coil domain-containing protein 177-like. The transcript has a single exon. The record is from RefSeq and is a predicted model, not a curated record. NCBI's taxonomy places the organism in Eukaryota, Metazoa, Chordata, Actinopteri, Cypriniformes, Cyprinidae. The coding region runs from base 92 to 1804 and encodes 570 amino acids.